AUGGCAGCACUGUUAAAUCUCUUGACGCUACUCUCGCUGCUGCUUGCCACCGAAUCCGUCAACUACAACAUCGUGGCGGAUGAGAAAAUGUUGGUCUUGCCCUGCAGCAAAGAGGAAGAUCGUGGCAAUGCGGUACUCUCCGAUUUUGUGGACGUUACCGACCUGCACCUGGAACUCGACAAGGACCUUCAAACAUUCCACAUCAGUUGCGAUAUUAAGAUCAAACUGCUGCCCAAGGGACCCAUCAAAAUGCAGGUGGAUGUCUAUCGCUGGGAGCGUGGACAGUGGUCGCCAACAGUUUUCGCUCUGAAGCGUGAUGAUAUUUGCCGAUCGCUGGCAGAUCCCUUUGAGAUAUGGCAUCUGUACAUUGUCACCCAGAUACCCAAGAGUCAGCGCAUCUGUCCACCAAAGCUAGGACAAGUUUACAACUUACGGAAUAUCACGAAUCGCAUGACGCUGAAGAAUAUGCCACGCUGGGAUAUGGAAGGUGAUCUCAAGGCCGUGGUGCAUUUUACAGUUGGCCCAAAAACCAUUUGUGCUCUUGCCUUUGUUACAAUCACAAUUGAAUAAAUUCGAAACAUAUUAUAUUAUAUAGUACAUAAUAUGUAGGCUAGUCAGUUCUUGAAACUGUUUUCUGUGCUUUUACGAUCUGUAUUCUACCUAAAUACUUCUAUCUAAAUGAAUUGCAAAUAAACAAGAUUUCGUACAGCAACACCAAAAAAAUGUCGCGUAAUUUGCAGCCAAAGUUCUCCCAUCUCAUCUUUUGUUAAAGUGAUAAG
Molecule: messenger RNA, 779 nt
Organism: Drosophila albomicans
Lineage: Eukaryota; Metazoa; Arthropoda; Insecta; Diptera; Drosophilidae
Exons: 3
Coding region: 1-570 (189 amino acids)
Source: RefSeq, a predicted model, not a curated record